UUAUGACUGAACUCUGAACACCCCUUCCCUCACGUGCUGCUUUACCCCGUUCCCUAACCCUAACCCUAGCACCCUCUUCCUUGCACCGUCACUCCCUCACCUCACUCGUGAAGGCGCGGAGAACCAGUUGAAGGCUUGAAGCCACCCCGACGCCGGCGAAGAGAGUAAGAGCAACAAUGUCUGACAGAGAAGACAACGCCCCCGAGGAAUUCACAACCGAACAGGGUAUACAACAAGACGAAGAGAUUCGGAGGAUUCAAAGAGAAAAUAAGGCCAGGGUUGUUCGUGAAGGAAAAGAGCGUAGGAGGAGAUGGGCCCAAAAAAUAACUCCUCGACCAUCCAAAGCUGGUAAAAAAUCUGAAGAUGUAGAAGACUCUGAACCACAGCAAGAAUCAAAUACAGCAGCAGGAUUUCUUCCUGACAACAUUGUCCAAAUGCUUGCAGCUCGUGAGAAACAAGUUUUCUUAUCUGACAACAAUGAGGAGAAAGAUGAAAUAAAGCCUACCACUUCUAGGAAGAGAAAAUCAAGGAAAUCAGGUUUGAAACCUGUUAUUUUGAGCGAAAUAGGUCCUCCUCCAUGCUUAAACAGUGCCUUAGAUUUCUUGAAGAAGAAGCAAAUGUCAGUUCAAAGAUCUUCUUCGGUUUUGAAUAAUUCUAACAAAGCAUUUCGUCUCCUUUCUCGGUCAGGGGUGCUUCGCAGUAAAUGAGGAUUUUUAUUUAUUUAUAAACUUUUUUUUUUGCCAAGUGAGGUUAGUGUUGCAAUAUUUAUUUUUAACCUGUUAGCAUUGGUGCUGCUGUUGGUCUACUGUACUGUGUAACCUAAAGAUAUCCUUAAGUUUUGUUUGGAUUAGAAGUAAAAUACAAACAAAAUGAAAGAGAAAUUUGAACAAAAUAGUUGUUUGAAUGGAUGGAAAUAUGAAGAAAAAAAGUGAAUAUUUUUUUUUCCUGUU
Glycine soja is the source of this 950-nucleotide messenger RNA. RefSeq lists its product as uncharacterized. Lineage: Eukaryota; Viridiplantae; Streptophyta; Magnoliopsida; Fabales; Fabaceae. The record is from RefSeq and is a predicted model, not a curated record. The coding region runs from base 177 to 707 and encodes 176 amino acids. The transcript has 6 exons.